AUGGGCGGCUGCUUCUCCAAGCCCAAGCCAGACUACAUCAGCGAGCACCUUGGGGCCUUCAGGAAGGAGGUAGAGGAUGAAAACAGGCUGGCUCAGCUGUCCUCUGGGCCCCUGCCAGGCUGUUCCUCUGACACAACAGCACACCACCCGUGUGCUGGUGGGCCCUUCCUGCCCUGCGGGAAUCAGGGGGCCACCUUCAGCCCUGCCCCCCGCCACGUGCCGAGUAGGCCCCGCUGCAGGGCGCUGGACGCCGGGGCCACUGCACGCACCGCCCGGGGGGGCUUCAGCCCCCAGACCCCUGCGCCCAGCGCCUGGAAACACCCGGAAAUCAAUCCACGCUGGCCCAGGCCCCCCCGCCCUCUUGCCGGUGGUGCAGGCGUCCUUCUGGAGGCGCGAGGCCCGGGGAGAACCGGCGCUCGUGGGGUGGGCUGGGCUGGGGGCUCACCACCACCCCGCCCUCCCGCAGUGGAGCUCAAGAUCGAGGUGGUGCUGCCCGAGAAGGACCGGGGCAAGGAGGAGCUGUCCGCCGGCGGGAAGGGCAGCCCCCGGGCCUACCAGGGCAACGGCACGGCCCGCCACUUCCACUCGGAGGAGCGCCUGCCCGCCCCCCACCCCUACCCCGGCGCCCAGGACUGCGUGGAGGCCGCCGUCUGCCACGUCAAGGACCUGGAGAACGGCCAGAUGCGGGAGGUGGAGCUGGGCUGGGGGAAGGUGUUGCUGGUGAAGGACAACGGGGAGUUCCACGCCCUGGGCCACAAGUGUCCGCACUACGGUGCACCCCUGGUGAAAGGAGUGCUGUCCCGUGGCCGGGUGCGCUGCCCCUGGCACGGCGCCUGCUUCAACAUCAGCACCGGAGACCUGGAGGACUUCCCUGGCCUGGACAGUCUGCACAAGUUCCAGGUGAAGAUCGAGAAGGAGAAGGUGUAUGUCCGGGCGAGCAAGCAGGCCUUGCAGCUACAGCGAAGGACCAAGGUGAUGGCCACGUGCAUCUCUCCAAGUGCUGGCCACAGCAGCAGCACCAACGUGCUCAUCGUGGGCGCAGGGGCAGCCGGAUUGGUGUGCGCAGAGACGCUGCGGCAGGAGGGCUUCUCGGACAGGAUCGUCCUGUGCACGCUGGACCGGCACCUUCCCUACGACCGGCCCAAGCUCAGCAAGUCACUGGACACACAGCCGGAGCAGCUGGCGCUGAGGCCCAAGGAGUUCUUCCGAGCCCACGGCAUCGAGGUGCUCACCGAGGCGCAGGUGGUCACCGUGGAUGUGAGGAACAAGAGGGCCGUGUUCAAGGAUGGCUUCAAGCUGGAGUACAGCAAGCUGCUGCUGGCUCCCGGAAGCAGCCCUAAGACCCUGAGCUGCAAAGGCAAAGACGCGGAGAAUGUGUUCACCAUCCGGACGCCCGAGGACGCCAACCGCGCGGCGAGGCUGGCCUGGGGCCGCAACGCCGUGGUCGUGGGAGCCGGCUUCCUGGGGAUGGAGGUGGCCGCCUACCUGACCGAGAAGGCCCACUCGGUGUCCGUGGUGGAGCUGGAGGAGACGCCCUUCAGAAGGUUCCUGGGGGAGCGUGUCGGACGAGCCCUCAUGAAGAUGUUUGAGAGCAACCGGGUCAAGUUCUACAUGCAGACAGAGGUGUCAGAGCUGCGGGUCCAGGAGGGAAAGCUAAAGGAGGUCGUGCUGAAGAGCAGCAAGGUCGUGCGGGCUGACGUCUGCGUGGUGGGCAUUGGCGCAGUGCCCGCCACGGGUUUCCUGAGGCAGAGUGGCAUCGGUCUGGAUUCCCGAGGCUUCAUCCCUGUCAACAAGAUGAUGCAGACCAACGUGCCGGGCGUGUUCGCAGCUGGAGACGCCGUCACCUUCCCCCUGGCCGGGAGGAACAACCGGAAGGCGAGCGUCCCACACUGGCAGAUGGCUCACGCUCAGGGGCGCGUGGCGGCCCAGAACAUGCUGGCGCAGGAGGCGGAGAUCAGCACGGUGCCCUACCUGUGGACCUCCAUGUUCGGCAAGAGCCUGCGCUACGCAGGGUACGGAGACGGCUUCGACGACGUCAUCAUCCAGGGGGAUCUGGACGAGCUGAAGUUCGUGGCUUUUUACACCAAAGGCGACGAGGUGAUCUCCGUGGCCAGCAUGAACUGCGAUCCCAUCGUGUCUAAGGUGGCCGAGGUGCUGGCCUCUGGCCGCACCAUCCGGAAGCGGGAGGUGGAGACCGGCGACAUGUCUUGGCUCACAGGGAAAGGAUCCUGAGCUUGCAGGCUGCGGACUCGGGCGGGCACGCUGGGGCACCAGGGACAGAGGCCAAGCCCCGGGGAGGGGGGUGGUGCCCACCUCCAGUUCCCCAGGACCCCCCAGGGCAGAACCUGAGCCCUCCCAGUGCUUGCCUUCGCCUGCCCGGCUCACCUCCCGGGGGCCUCGACGGCUUCC
Molecule: messenger RNA, 2409 nt
Organism: Hippopotamus amphibius kiboko
Lineage: Eukaryota; Metazoa; Chordata; Mammalia; Artiodactyla; Hippopotamidae
Gene: AIFM3
Product: apoptosis inducing factor mitochondria associated 3
Exons: 22
Coding region: 1-2232 (743 amino acids)
Biological process (GO): execution phase of apoptosis
Cellular component (GO): mitochondrion; cytoplasm
Molecular function (GO): 2 iron, 2 sulfur cluster binding; oxidoreductase activity, acting on NAD(P)H; flavin adenine dinucleotide binding
Source: RefSeq, a predicted model, not a curated record